GUCCAAGGCCACAGAUACACAGAGCUGCCAUGUUCAAGUUUGAUAUGCUCACAAAGAAAGUCGACGAGUUUAGCUCCAAGUCACUGCUCGACGCCGUCCGCGCCGGCAAGCUCGACAAGGUCGGCGCCUGGUUAGGACGAGGCGGCGACCCAAAUACAGUCGACGAGAAGGGCGAGUCCAUCUUGUUUAUGGCUGCGGCCAAGGGCUACGAUGGCAUUGCACAAAAGAUCGCGGCGGCCGGCGGCAACGUCAACUUUACCGACCGCUACGGCGCCACCCCGCUCUUUGUCGCGGCCACCAAGGGCCACACGUCGGUGGUGGCGCUCCUCCUCGCGCAGCCCGGCAUCGACAUCAACACACAGACCGUGGAAGGCAACACACCGGUCUUUAUGGCCAGCUGGCUCGGCCACGUCGCGGUCGUCGACCUCCUCAUCGAUGCCAACGCCGACUUGACCAAGUUUGACUCGAUGGCGGCGACGCCACUGCACAUUGCGACCGAGUACGGCCACGAGAACAUCGUGGGCCUCCUGCUCGAGGCCGGCGCAAGCCCCAACCAGCCCAACCGCGACGGACGCACACCCGUGUUUAUGGCGGCGUGGCACGGCCACAUCGGAAUCGUCAAGCGCUUUAUCCGCGCCGAAGCCGACAUCAACAAGUGCGACGAUACCAACCGGACACCGCUGUUCAUGGCGGCAUGCCACGGCCACGACGAGAUCGUCGCGCUCUUGAUCCAAGCCAACGCCGACAUCAACAAGUGCAACCAGGACGAGUCGACGCCGACGCUCAUAUCAGCCGAGAAGGGCCGCGAAGAAGCCGUCAAGCUCUUCAUUGCGGCGCACGCCGACAUUAACAAAGGCGACAAGAACGGGUACUCGCCCAUCUUCAUGGCCGUGCUCAACAACCACGCCAACAUUGUGCACCUCCUCGUUGAAGCCGACGCCGACAUUUACAAGCCCAACAACGUCGGCAAGACGCCGCUCAUGGUCGCGAUGGAGCGCAACCACGAAGCCAUCUGCGCCAUGCUGCUGGAGGCGGGCACGCGCGACCGCAAGUCGCUUCUCCAAGCCGUUGUCGACGGCAACUUUGAGCUCGCGUCCAAGCUACUGGCCAAGGGCGUGGACCCGAACGUGAUCAACGACGAGACGGGCGAGAGCGUCCUCUUCUCGGCCGUCUCGAAAGGCUUCGAAGGCAUGGUGUCGCAGCUCGUGGCCGCCGGCGCCGACGUUGACCAAACCGACGCGAGCGGACGCACGGCCAUCUACGUGGCGGCCAGCAAAGGCCACGCCAACAUUGCGCAGAUGCUCUUGCGCGGCGACUACAACCAAAGCGACGCGGAGGGCCGGUCCCCGCUCUUCAUGGCCGCGCUCAACGGCCACAAGACGAUCGUCGAGCUGCUGUUGCUCGUGCGCGCCGAGAAGAACAAGGUCAACCACGUCGGCGACUCGCCCAUGCACGCCGCCGUCAGCAGCGGCCACCUCAACAUCGUCAAAAUGCUCGUGGAGGCCGAGGCCAACUUUAGCAUCACCAACCUCGCGGGGAAGACGCCGUUGGACAUUGCGAGCGAGAAGCACCACCAGGCGAUUGUCACGCUUCUCACGGACGCGGCGGCGGCGGACCGCCUGCGUUUGAUCAAAGCGGCGACGGACGGCGACGUGGCGCUCAUGACGCUUCUCCUCGGCAAGGCCACGAGCCCUAACCUCCUCAACGACGAUGUCGACAGCGUGCUGUUCGUGGCGACGACCAAAGGGCACCAGACGAUCGUGCAAAAGCUGAUUGCCGCCGGCGCCGACGUCAACUUUGUCAACAAGGAGGGGCGCUCGCCGCUGCUGGUCGCGUCUCAGAUUGGGCACCGCCCGAUUGUGGUGCUGCUCAUUCGCGCCAAGGCCGUGAUUGCCCACAGCGACAAGAACGGCCACUCGGCGAUCUUUGAAGCCUCGGCCCACGGCCACGACGCGGUUGUUGGCAUGCUCAUCACGUGCGGCGCCGACGUUGACGCCACGACGAUGGAUGGCGUGUCGCCGCUCUUUAUCGCAGCCACUCGGGGCCACACGGCUGUCGUCAACUUGCUCUUGGCCAUGGGCGCCGCCAACGACGUCCACGACCAGAACGAGUGCACGCCCCUCUUCCUCGCCGCAUCCAAGGGCUAUGCGCCGAUCGUCGACUUGUUUGUCCAAGCGGGCGCCGACUUCGGCUUCAGCAACAAGGUGGGCAUCACACCGUUGUACAUUGCUCGGAAGCGCGGCCACCGUGCGGUCGUCAAGAUUCUCCACGACGCCGACACGAAGCUGCUCCAAGACGUGCGCGACGAGGACAUUGUGGUGUCGAGCAUCGUGCUCGGCCGCGGCGGCCAAGGCGUCGUGUACAAGGGCAAGUGGCACACCCAAGACGUCGCUGUCAAGACCGUGCUCAACACGGACGGCCUCGACUCGCUCCGAAAAGAGAUCGAGACCAUGCGCCGGUGCAACUCGCCGUACAUUAUCAAGAUGAUUGCGGUCCUCGAGCAAAAGCUGGACGAACCCAAGCUCGUGCUCGAGUACAUGAACAGCGGCGACCUCAGGAGCUACCUCGACAAGAAGCGCACGCAUGCCCCGGUGGACGUCGAGUUUUCCAAGCUCGAGCUCGCUUGGGCGAUCGCCAACGGCGUUCUGGACCUUCACGAGCAAAACAUUCUGCACCGCGACUUGAAGGCCUCGAACGUGCUCCUCUCGACGACCAACUAUAUCAAAAUCGCCGACUUUGGCAUCUCCCGCGACCUUGGCACCGAGACGCUCACGAUGGGCAUCGGCACCUCGUACUGGAUCGCGCCCGAGGUGUUUGAUGGCCACUAUGGCUUUCCCGCCGACAUUUACUCGCUCGGCGUCAUCCUCACCGAGCUCGACACGCUCCAAGCGCCGUACGCGAACCUGAACCUCAAGUUUAUGACGAUCCUCGACCAAGUGCGCUCCGGGAAGCUUCGGCCCGAAGUGAGCCCCGAGUGCGACGAGUGGUACGCCGACCUCGCCAACUGGUGCCUCCAGCACAAGCCCGAGGACCGUCCGACCGCCGCCCAAGUGCUUGGCGUCCUCGAGAAGCAAAUGCGCGCCGUGUACCCCGAGUGCUAAACCUUGAUUUUGCUUUUUGCAUGCGACAAUUUUUAACUUUUUACUCUAACGCGACUACGUUUAUCUUUAUUAAAA
Molecule: messenger RNA, 3176 nt
Organism: Saprolegnia diclina VS20
Lineage: Eukaryota; Oomycota; Saprolegniomycetes; Saprolegniales; Saprolegniaceae
Product: TKL protein kinase
Exons: 23
Coding region: 30-3101 (1023 amino acids)
Biological process (GO): protein phosphorylation
Molecular function (GO): protein binding; protein kinase activity; ATP binding
Source: RefSeq, a predicted model, not a curated record